UUAUUGUUUUAUAUGAGUCACCAAAACGACCUCACUACUUCUCCUCUUAUUUCUUCCUCUCACUCUAUCUAUGGAUUCUUCAUCUUCAUCUCGCAGUAAUAAUUGGGUAUAUGAUGUUUUCUUGAGCUUCAGAGGGGAAGACGUCCGCGUUACUUUCCGUAGCCACUUUCUCAAGGAGCUCGAUCGCAAACUGAUCACUGCUUUCAGAGACAAUGAGAUCGAGAGAGGUCACUCUCUCUGGCCUGAUCUUUUACAAGCCAUCAAGAAUUCGAGGAUCGCUGUGGUUCUUUUCUCGAAAAACUACGCUUCUUCAAGCUGGUGUCUUAACGAGCUGCUGGAGAUUGUAAACUGCAAAGAUAAAAUAAUCAUACCAGUUUUCUACUGUUUGGAUCCUUCCCAAGUGAGGCAUCAAAUCGGUGACUUUGGAAAGAUCUUCGAAAAGACUUGCAGGAGAUAUUCAGAGGAAGUGAAAAGUCAAUGGAAGAAAGCACUGACUGAUGUAUCUAAUAUGCUUGGAUUUGAUUCUGCGAGAUGGGAUGACGAAGCAAAAAUGAUUGAAGAAAUAGCCAAAGAUGUUUUGCGUAAACUGCUUUUAACUUCAUCCAAGGAUUUUGAGGACUUUGUCGGCAUCGAGGAUCAUAUUGCAAAUAUGAGUGAAUUGUUGCAUUUAGAAUCCGAGGAAGUGAAGAUGGUUGGUAUAUGGGGUUCCUCGGGGAUUGGUAAGACUACCAUCGCAAGAGCUCUGUUUAACCAACUUUCUCGGAAUUUUCAUGUUAUCAAAUUCAUAGACAGAUCUUUUGUAUAUAAGAGUAGAGAAAUAUAUACUAGAGCCAAUCCGGACGAUCACAACAUGAAGUUACAUUUACAAGAGAGUUUCCUCUCGGAAGUUCUUAGGAUGCAUGACAUAAAGAUAGAUCAUCUAGGUGUACUAGGAGAGAGGCUACAACACCAGAAAGUUCUUAUCAUCAUUGAUGAUCUGGAUGACCAAGUGAUCUUAGAUUCUUUGGUGGGUCAAACUCAAUGGUUUGGAAGUGGGAGUAGAAUCAUUGUGGUGACAAAUAAUAAGCAUUUCUUAAGGGCUCAUGGGAUUGAUCAUAUUUAUGAAGUUAGUCUCCCAACCAAAGUGCAAGCUUUUCAGAUGUUAUGUCAAUCUGCUUUCAGGAAAAAGUCUCCACCCGAAGGUUUUAGAGAGCUUGUAGUUGAUGUUGUAAGGCAUGUAGGCAGUCUUCCUUUGGGUCUUAAAGUUUUGGGUUCGUAUUUACGGGGGAGGGAUCAGGAGUACUGGAUGGAUAUGCUGCCAAGGCUUGAGAAUGGUCUAGACGAUAAGAUUGAGAAAGUACUAAGAAUCAGCUAUGAUGGGUUAGGUAGCGCAGAAGAUCAAGCGGUAUUUCGACAUAUCGCAUGUCUUUUCAAUCAUAUGAGUGUCACAACCAUCAAGUCGUUGCUCGCAGAUAGUAACUUGGGUGUGAAUAUUGCACUGCAAAACCUGUCUGAUAAGUCCAUCAUUCAUGUCAGAUGGGGUCAUGUGGAGAUGCACCGUUUGCUACAAGAAAUGGGCAGAAAAAUUGUUCGCACACAGUCCAUUGACGAGCCUGGAAGACGAGAGUUUCUGGUGGAUUCGAAAGAUAUAUAUGAUGUACUUAGUGAAGGCACUGGUACUCAAAAGGUUUUAGGUCUAUCACUGGAUACAAGUGAGAUUGAUGAGUUGCAUGUACAUGAGAGCGCCUUCGAAGGGAUGCGUAAUCUUAGUUUCUUAAAAAUUGAACAGAAGAACUUUCAAAAAGAAGGCAGAUUGCACUUGCCUGAAAAUUUUGACCAUUUGCCCCAUAAACUCAAGCUAUUGCGUUGGCAGAAAUUUCCAAUGAGAUGUAUGCCUUCUAAUUUCCGUCCUGAACACCUUGUCAAGAUCAAAAUGCGGGAUAGCAAGUUACAUCAGUUAUGGAAAGGAGAUGUGUCAAUAACAUGUCUAAAGAAAAUGGAUCUGUCGGGAUCUUCAAACCUGAAAGAAAUUCCAGAUCUUUCGAUGGCUACUAAUCUCGAGAAACUUUAUCUUGAGGGUUGCUGGAGUUUGAAGGAGCUUCCUUCCUCUAUACGAAAUCUCAAUAAACUGUUGAAAUUGGACAUGGGAGACUGCGAAAGUCUGGAAAUUCUUCCGACCGGCUUCAACCUAAAAGCUUUGGACCACGUCUAUUUCAAUGAAUGCCCGAAGUUGAAGAAAUUUCCCAAAUUUUCAACCAAUGUCUCAUAUCUCAAUCUGUACGGAACAACCAACAUUGAGGAAUUCCCUCCUAGUUUAGAUCUCAAGAAUCUUGUUAAGUUUCACAUUUCAAAACAUGUGAGUGAUGGGAAACAAUGGGAAGGAGUAAAGCCUUUUACACCCUUCCUGAGGAUGUUAUCUCCCACUUUGACGACCUUGGAGUUCGAUAAUAUGCCAUGUUUAGUGGAGCUUCCUUCCUCAUUUCAGAAACUCAAUCAACUCACGAAGUUGACUAUCAUAAACUGCAGAAAUCUGGAGACUUUUCCCGGAGUUGGAAUCAACCUUGAAUCUCUCAGUUUCCUUGAAAUCAAACGAUGCCCACGGUUGACGAGCUUUCCUGAGAUCUCAACCAACAUCAAAUUUCUCAAUCUAGACGAAACAGGGAUUGAAGAGGUUCCUUGGCAGAUCGAGAACUUCUUUAACCUGGCUAAGCUGUAUAUGCGAGGUUGCAGCAGGCUAAAAUGUGUAUCCCUACACAUUUCUAAACUGAAACAUCUUACGGUAGCUGACUUUAAAGAUUGUGGGGCAUUGACUAGAGUUCAUUUGAGUGGCUGUCCAAGUGGGUAUAGGGUGGAGAUGGAAGCAGACAAUAUUGACACAGUCUCCCAGGAGGCCUCUUCUUCUCUUCCUAAACUCGAUCUAAAUUUCUUGGGCUGCUUCAACUUGGAUCCAGAAACUGUCCUUCACCACCAACAAUCGGUUAUUUUCAACUCCAUCAAAUUUUCAGGGGAAGAAGUGCCAUCAUAUUUCACUUACCGUAAUACUGGAACCUCCACUAUUCUCCGCAAUAUCCCUCUACCUCCCACACAACUCUCUCAACCGUUCUUCAGAUUUUGGGUUUGUCUGGUGGUAACUGGUUUAUAUGGAGUAUCCAUCCGGGUAGAUAGUUGCUUCAAAUGCAUAUCUGGCAACAGAUUUAAUUCAUCUGCUCACCGACAUCGAAUGAUGGAAGCACGGAAGGGUAUUGAUCUCUUGAUAUUUGACUAUCGUAUCCCUCUACACAAAUACAGUGCUCAUCUCGCUCGAGAGAACUACCAUCACGUGGAUAUGAAGAUUCAUAUAAGUGGACAUUUGACAUCUACGUUGGAAUUAAAAGAAUGGGGUAUACGACUCUUAGAGGACUGUUCAUCAGCGGAGAACCGUCUUGGUAAUCCACAUGUUUCUGAAGCCGAAGAAGCCAAUACACCUCUUCAAGAACUUGUUAAUGAGAUUGAACACAGUGAAGAGGCUGGAGAUAACAUUAAUGUAGAGACAGAGAGAAGCACGAAGCGAAUGCGGCCGAAUUGAAGACAAUAUGGGGUAUACGCUUUUUGAAGAAGAAGCAGGAAGUCAAUGCGUGUAAGCAUUUAGAAUGAACUGACCACAAUGCGUUAAUGUUGCAAUGAGUUGUUUUGCCGGAUAUUAUGGAACAACAAGAUCAAAAGAGGACAUGCAGCGAGACACUCAUCAGUAUUGUUAGAGUAUAUAUAUAUAUAUAUAUUUUUGAAUUAAUGUUAAAUUAUAUUCAAACAAAAAAUAACGUUUAAAAAAAAAAAAAGUUCCCCUAACAUUCUAAUUGCUACUCAGUUUUAAUGCAAACCAAGUUUGGAUUCCACAUUCAUACUUCGAGCCUCCAUCCUCCGAGAUAGUGCUUAACCGGUUCCAGAUUUUCUUGUCUAUGAGUUUGACUAGCUUCUCCGUAGGCGUUGGUUGUUCACC
Camelina sativa (false flax) is the source of this 3955-nucleotide messenger RNA. RefSeq names its product protein VARIATION IN COMPOUND TRIGGERED ROOT growth response. NCBI's taxonomy places the organism in Eukaryota, Viridiplantae, Streptophyta, Magnoliopsida, Brassicales, Brassicaceae. The record is from RefSeq and is a predicted model, not a curated record. Gene Ontology annotation, molecular function: ADP binding; ATP hydrolysis activity. Gene Ontology annotation, biological process: defense response; signal transduction.